This is a messenger RNA of Hyposmocoma kahamanoa, 948 nucleotides long. RefSeq lists its product as uncharacterized. Lineage: Eukaryota; Metazoa; Arthropoda; Insecta; Lepidoptera; Cosmopterigidae. The transcript has a single exon. The record is from RefSeq and is a predicted model, not a curated record. Bases 1 to 948 code for a protein of 315 amino acids.
AUGGGAAACGAUAAUACCCCCGUUCGUUUAACUUUUCAGGAUGAUCUCGGACACCAUACUACAGAAAAGGCCUCUGCGAACCAACAUAACACCCAAAAUGUCACUGUACGACCCAAGCCCUGUCAGCGUGUUGAGGAUGAGACAGAGGAAAACAACCUUGAGUUUAAUUUAAAAUUGAUAGAGGACGUAGAUGGCAAAAAAGUUAUCGCCGGUGACAUCAUGGCGGAACUGAAACUGUUCGCAGAUGAGAUGAAAUCGACUCGGGUAGAAAUGAGUAUGUUUCGAGAGACGGUGUUAGAGCUCACCACCACAAUCAAAGCACAAAAUAUGCGUAUAGAACAGCUAGAAAAUAAAAUUCAAAUGCUAGAAAGCAAACUUAAUGAGACCCAGAAGUGUAAUGUGUCAGAUUUAGAAGACACCAUCUUGCAACUAAGGAUGGACAUACAGGGAAAAGACCAGGAAAUGCUCGUAAAUGACGUUGAGAUAGCAGGUUUUCCUGAAGUGGGCAACGAGAAUUCGGUUCACGCCGUUCUUACUAUAGCAAGAAAGCUUGGUGUGCAACUCGAGGACCGCGAUGUGGUAUCUGCAGAGAGAGUGGGCGCACCGCGUGCUUUUUUAGAUGGCGAAGCGCCGAGACCGCGGCCACUGGCCGUGCGUUUGGCUCGUAGUCACACGCGUGACGGGCUCCUGGAGGCCGCACGGGUACGUCGUCGCCUCUCAACUGAGGGCAUGGGCUUGCCCGGCGCAACGAGAUCUUUUUACAUCAACGAGCGCCUAUCUAGGUACAAUCGCCAGCUUUUCCAGAAGGCGCGCGAGGUAGCCAGCCGCAUGAACUGGAGAUAUGUAUGGACACGCGGUGGCAGAGUUUACGCACGCCAGGAGCAAGGAAAGGAUCGUCAUCGCAUACAAUCGGAGAGAGAUUUUAACAAGGUUUUUGGGAACUCCUAA